AUGCUUCCUCCAAUGUCUGAUCCUUUCCCUCGAAUGGGACAUUGCGAGUUCCUGGAAAUUGACAGAGACGACCUCGAUACGUCGACUCUGCACGCGCACGUGGUUGGCGAAAAUGCAAGACGCGGGAUACUCGUCGACCGGCAUCCCUGGGUAUCCGACACUUCUUCGAUUGACGCCGAAACUUUAUUGCAAGACCUCGGUCGGCUGGCGCCGACUGUUGCGAAAGACUUUGUGCCGAAAAGCAAGGCCGUGGAUGAUUUGGUGUUCCGCCUCAUCAAUGAUGUGGAGAAUAUCGCCGAGGAAGAGACGUCGUUUGUUGCGUUAAGUUAUUGCUGGAAGGAUGGGAGUAUGGUAUCUCCACGGAAGGAGGUUUCUCCUGUGGGUAACCUACCGUUUGGCUGGGUGAGAGAAGUGGAACAGUUUCCACUUCCUACCUCGCCUGCCAUGUUCCAGGCUGUGCUACGGGAGAGGCAAACUGAAAGCGAGGGACUAUGGUUUGAUCAGGUGUGCAUCAACCAGGACGACGAAGAAGAAAAGGCAGCCGCUAUUGGUGCAAUAGACACAAUCUAUAGGAACGCCAGAACAGUCGUCGUCGCACUCGAUGAUAUUGUGGCUGAUGAGAAAGAAGUCGCCUUUCUUCGACACUAUCUCGAUCAGUACACCUAUUCGAAUCUUCCAGUUUAUCAACAUCCGAAUAGAGGCCUUAAUCCACCCUUUAUGCAUGCUCAGAGCCCGUUCAGAUUAUUUUUCGAACGCAUUCUGAGCUCUACCUUCUUUGAGAGAGCGUGGUGCGGACAUGAGAUGAGAUUAGCCCGUAGCCAUGUGUUCUUGGUUCCUUGCCUUACCGGGGUGGAUGACGGUUCAUACUCCUUCAUACGCUUCACUGGUGCCUUCUUCCUCCACAUGCUUACACUCGCCAUGGAAAUCGUGAGCGUAUAUCCAAAACACCAGGCUAGAAAAAUAUCACUACAGCAACUCUUCAACCGCCGAGCCAAGAUGCAAGAGCGGGAAGUGCUGCUCGCAAGGAGUCCGGUUACGCCUCUAACUCCUAUGAUAGAACCCUUUACGUAUGUUACGGCUAUAGCAGAGACCUUCAAGAUGAAAGCAAAUGGAAGCCCUAGACUUCCAGAAUACCUUCGAAGGCUUGACGCGAAUCGGGACAAAACCUGCAUUGCACUGAAUGCUUCCGGUCUUCCUUUAGUUCUUAAGCCAGUCUCGCCACUUCAGAGACCUAGCAUAGAAGAUGAAUGUCUUCGCCAGCUUCUCCUAGUCGGCCUUGCAGCACGAGACCCCGUAUCUCUCUGCACGACCGGGCCGCCUCUUCAACUCCACGACGGCUCUGUAUCCUGGCUGGCUCGGCCUACAACACUUGAUAUUGUGUCAUCAUCACAAUCGCUGCCCCGUUUCAAACCUCCCACUACACAAAUCACGCAAGCUUCGGACGGCAGAGCAGAAUACGUCCAACUUGAUCUGGUAUUCCUAGAACUUCCGCACCGCGCAUACCCAAACCCUAAUUUCACAUCCCACGUCCAACGCGCGCGUACCAUCAUCGAUCUGUGCCUUCAAUUCACAAUCCCUAGUCACCCAACCUGGACAUCCUGGCAAAUUCCCAACCACACACGCGCCCCGUCUAUGAAGAACAUAUUUGUCCAAACCCUCGCUUGUUGUUUCGAAUGCGGGGCAAACUGGCUUCUCGAUCUGUCCACGCGGUACCAACCGAGUGCUCAAUCACUGUCGAGAGAAGUCGUAGACGUUUUCUGCAGCCCUCUGUUCCAAAUCCAGAAUUACGUCACUACGCCAGAAGGUCGUCAAAGCUUCACACUGCUGCUGAACUUCCUGAGUGUGUUGAUUACACAUGGUAUUCCCUGGGCAUCUUCUGCAACAGAACGUUCGCAUGGCCCGAUGGUUGUUACACUCCCAUCCACACACCCUUCUUCAUCUCCCUCCUCUAUCUCUACCUCUGCACCCAUCCCACACCCAAUCUCUGCCCCAACUCCCAACUCAUGUUUCUCCAAAGCAAUCAUCUUCGCUCCCUUCGAAUACUCAAAACAACUCCUUGUCGCCGUCCCGCAAGCCGUCAAAUCCACCGACUAUGACUCUCUAGCUCGAGGCUGGAUUCUAACGGCUAUGAACCCAUAUACAGGGAGUCCGCCGGGACCGGUCGUGAAUUGGACACUGCAGGGUAAGUCUAGAGUUUUUGGAGAUAGGGGGUUUAAUGCAGGAUUAGCGGAGGGGAAGGGACGCGGGGGGCAUAGGGUGUUUGGGCCACCGAGGGCAUUGGUGGGAGGGGGAGGGUAG
Molecule: messenger RNA, 2298 nt
Organism: Lindgomyces ingoldianus
Lineage: Eukaryota; Fungi; Ascomycota; Dothideomycetes; Pleosporales; Lindgomycetaceae
Exons: 2
Coding region: 1-2298 (765 amino acids)
Source: RefSeq, a predicted model, not a curated record